Molecule: messenger RNA, 1563 nt
Organism: Erinaceus europaeus (western European hedgehog)
Lineage: Eukaryota; Metazoa; Chordata; Mammalia; Eulipotyphla; Erinaceidae
Gene: ASS1
Product: argininosuccinate synthase 1
Exons: 15
Coding region: 85-1323 (412 amino acids)
Biological process (GO): L-arginine biosynthetic process; urea cycle
Cellular component (GO): cytoplasm
Molecular function (GO): ATP binding; argininosuccinate synthase activity
Source: RefSeq, a predicted model, not a curated record
UGACUGAGCAGCCUUUUUUUUUUUCUUUGCAGAGCCACAAGGACAGAUUCCAGAAGCCAGGAAAGCACACCUCCAAUCUCAGACAUGUCCAGCAAAGGCUCUGUGGUCCUGGCCUACAGUGGCGGCCUGGAUACUUCCUGCAUCCUCGUGUGGCUGAAGGAACAGGGCUAUGAUGUCAUCGCCUACUUGGCAAACAUCGGCCAGAAGGAAGACUUCGAAGAAGCCAGGAAGAAGGCGCUAAAGCUUGGGGCCAAAAAGGUAUUCAUCGAGGAUGUCAGCAAGGAGUUUGUGGAGGAGUUCAUCUGGCCAGCAGUCCAGUCCAGUGCUCUGUAUGAGGACCGCUACCUCCUGGGAACCUCCCUGGCCAGGCCCUGCAUUGCCCGCAAGCAGGUGGAGAUUGCCAUGCGGGAGGGAGCCAAGUACGUGUCUCAUGGAGCCACUGGAAAGGGGAAUGAUCAGGUCCGGUUUGAGCUCACCUGCUACUCCCUGGCCCCCCAGAUUAAGGUCAUUGCCCCCUGGCGGAUGCCCGAGUUCUACAACCGUUUCCAGGGCCGCAAUGACCUGAUGGAGUACGCCAAGCAACAUGGAAUCCCCAUCCCGGUCACCCCCAAAAGCCCCUGGAGCAUGGACGAGAACCUCAUGCACAUCAGCUAUGAAGCUGGGAUCCUGGAGAACCCCAAGAACCAAGCUCCUCCAGGCCUCUACACAAAGACCCAGGACCCAGCAAAAGCCCCCAACAGCCCUGACAUCCUAGAGAUUGAGUUCAAGAAAGGGGUCCCAGUGAAGGUGACCAAUGUCAAGGAUGGUACCACCCACCGCACUUCCCUGGAGCUCUUCAUGUACCUGAAUGAAGUCGCAGGCAAGCAUGGUGUGGGCCGCAUCGACAUUGUGGAGAAUCGAUUCAUUGGGAUGAAGUCCCGAGGUAUCUACGAGACCCCAGCAGGGACGAUCCUCUACCACGCUCAUUUAGACAUCGAGGCCUUCACCAUGGAUCGGGAAGUGCGCAAAAUCAAACAAGGCCUGGGCUUGAAAUUCGCUGAGCUGGUGUACACAGGUUUCUGGCACAGCCCCGAAUGUGAGUUUGUCCGUCACUGCAUUGCCAAGUCCCAGGAGCGUGUGGAAGGAAAAGUGCAGGUGUCCGUCUUCAAGGGCCAGGUUUACAUCCUCGGCCGCGAGUCCCCGCUGUCCCUCUACAAUGAGGAGCUGGUGAGCAUGAACGUGCAAGGGGAUUAUGAGCCCAUCGAUGCCACUGGUUUCAUCAACAUCAACUCCCUCAGGCUGAAGGAAUAUCAUCGCCUCCAGAGCAAGGUCACCACCAAAUAGAGGGGCUGACAAUGAGGAUCCGGGCUUCCUCACUUUGCCCAUCUCCCAAGUACAGACACUAAUUGUUGUGAUAAUUUGUAAUUGUGACUUGUUCUCCCUGGGCUGGCAACCUAGUAGGGGUGCCAGGCCCCAGCUUUGUUCCCUGAUCCCCUGUAGCUUGCAAAAAGUGGUCAGCAUAGGCAAGAGCUGGGGACAGCCACAGUCAGAGCUGUAAAAUAACAAUUAAAAAAAAAAAAAGAU